UAAAUAAGAGAGAUUAGAAACCAUUCAAUUUCAAAUCAAUGAGAAGUGUCCAAAUAGUUAACGAAAACUUUCAAAUAACCUGGACAUAGACUGAUAAUAGGAUAUCUUUUCAUCUAAAAGCAUUUUCAUUUUUCAUAAAGGAAACAUACCAAGAAGCAAAAAAAAAAAUACUUGUUUUAAUUCAAUGCAAAAGUAGAUAUGGCAAAGUCUUGUGAUUUGCAAAUCAAAAUUAAUGGUCAACAGAUAUUCCUUUUGAAAGAGCUUGUUCAUUUAUUUUGCAGAAGAUUAUAUCAAAAUAUUGUGGAAAGGUGAAGAAAAUCUUGAAUCAUCAAAAGAGAAGAUCUCAUGUGAAGGAGAUGGGAAUUAGGAUCAAUGAUUUCCCUGGAGGCUCAGAUGGAUUUGAGCAAGUUUCAAGGUUUUGUUACAGCAAUGGCAAAAUAUCAAUUACUAUAGACAAUGUAUCUCUUCUCCAUUGCUGUGCAAUUUAUCUUGGAAUGACUGAGGAAGUCUUCAACAAUAAUCUUUUGCAACAAACAGAAACUUUUCUUAAGGGAAUCCAUUACUGGAAAUGGAAUGACAUACUUGUAAGUCUAAUGAGUUGUCAAAUGUUUUAUGAAUAUGCAGAUUGCUAUGGUCUAUUGGAGAAGAUCAUUAGUGCACUGUUAACAAAGAUUGUCCAAAAUUCAGAUGCAAACCUCAACAUUUCCUUCACCUCUUUAUCAUCAUCGUCACCAUCAUCGUCAUCAACACCGUCUUCACCGGAAAGUAAUUCUGCCAAGAGAUUCUCUUCUUCAACACAAACUACACCAGAAAAAAUCAAGUCAACUCUGCCAAGCAAAGCAUGGUGGUUUGAGGAUUUGGCGACUUUGCCUCCAAAGAUAAUUGAGAAACUAUUUCAGUGUAUUCAGUCAUACAAAGCUGAUAGCAACAACUUAAUCUUUACAAGAUUUCUGUUGCAAUAUCUGAAAACAGCUACUCAAACAAGAGCUGUUGAUUGCAGAAGCAGCGGUGAAUAUGCCGCUCUUGCGGAAACAGCUGCUUAUGGAGUCAUAUUUGUUGGUAAGAAAAACUUCACUUGCAGAGGACUUUUUUGGGUAUUAAGGAUUGUUUCUAGGUUUGGUUUGAGUAAAGGUUGCAGAACUGAACUGGAAAAAUUGAUUGGUGGGAUGCUUGAACAAGCUACACUGGAUGAUCUUUUGGUCUCUGGACAUGAUAUGGGGAUUUAUUAUGAUGUUAACUUGGUGAUAAGAUUGGUUAGACAAUUUGUUGAUACCAAUGGCUCUGAUGGAAUGUCUUUGCAGAAAAUGAAAAGGGUUGGUAGAUUAAUUGACAAGUAUUUGAGAGAGAUAUCACCUGAUCAGAACCUAAAGAUCUCUAAAUUUCUUGGAGUUGCAGAAUGUUUGCCUGAUUCUGCAAGGGAUUGCUUUGAUGGGGUCUACAAAGCCAUUGAUAUCUAUCUUGAGUCUCAUACAAAUGUCCCGUUUGAGGAAAGAUCAAGAUUGUGCAAAUGUCUUAACUAUGGUAAACUCAGCUUUGGAGCCAGUAAAGAUCUGGCCAAGAACCCCAGAAUACCUCCAGGGGUUGCAAUGCAGGCGCUUAUUUCUCAACAAACUAAAAUUCCAACAAGCAACUUUGUAACAGAGAGUCCAAGAAAAAGCCGUUCCCAAAUAGUUUUGUAUAAUGAAGCCAGCAUAGACGGCUUGUCCCAAGAGAAAAAACACAUGAAACUAAACUUGGAGGUGUUGAAAUAUAAGGCAGUAGAACUGGAGAAAUUCGAAGAAAUGAACGGUCAGAUUUCAAAUAUGUUUAGCCGCAAUGUUUUGCUCAAUCAUGUUCGGGCAAGAGUUUUGCCAAGAUAUUGUUGAAUAUGUUCCUCUUGUGUACCUGACUAACUGUCUAUUAUUAUUGUUAUACAUUGGUAUUCCUUGUAUUGUAAAAAGCUGUAAUUUCAUUGAGUUUAUAUAUUUUGCCUAGAAUUUCAACCUGAUAGAAGGAAUGGUAUAGAAAAUAUUCCAUCAUUGUAAGUCUCGAACUUCUUGCUUACAUGAUAAAUAUUAUUGGAUAAAAUACAAAAAUAAGGUGUCUGAGGAUAAUAAAGUUUUGAACCAUUGUAUUA
Molecule: messenger RNA, 2116 nt
Organism: Medicago truncatula (barrel medic)
Lineage: Eukaryota; Viridiplantae; Streptophyta; Magnoliopsida; Fabales; Fabaceae
Product: BTB/POZ domain-containing protein At1g50280
Exons: 3
Coding region: 357-1865 (502 amino acids)
Source: RefSeq, a predicted model, not a curated record